Molecule: messenger RNA, 2119 nt
Organism: Ceratitis capitata (Mediterranean fruit fly)
Lineage: Eukaryota; Metazoa; Arthropoda; Insecta; Diptera; Tephritidae
Product: probable G-protein coupled receptor Mth-like 8
Exons: 7
Coding region: 67-1950 (627 amino acids)
Molecular function (GO): G protein-coupled receptor activity
Source: RefSeq, a predicted model, not a curated record
UUUUAAUUAAAAAUAAAAAAUAAAAAUAAAAUAAAAAUAAAACAGUAAAAUCAAGCAAAAAAAAAUAUGUCUUCGUUGCGCGCCGCGCGGCCUCAAGGCGUUCAAAUGUGCGCGCCAACAUUAAUGAAAGCAAUUAAAUCUGUGCGUCCACGGCGUUCGUAUUGUUGUUGGCCAUUAAUAGCCGCCUACGUCAUUAUCAUUUGCGCCAGUUGUUGUUGUAAGACCGCAUGUGCCAGCGGCAGUGGUGUGGCAGAGGUGAAAUAUCCAUGCGCGUUUAUCGAUACAAUCAAUGUGACGGGCAUCGCCUGGGCGUAUGAGCAACCACCGAGUGCAACGUCGGCAACGGUUGAGCGGUAUGAAGACGGUGAAUAUAACAACAACAACAGGAGUGCUACUAGUACUAUUGAUGAAACUACCACAAGCAAGAAUUUUGAAAAUACCAGCACUGCCUCCGACGCCCCCGCCCCAAUAACACUCAGCCCCACCACAACCGCAACACCAAUCACACCCUCGAUCAACAGCAAUGCCGCACUGCUCCAGCGACUCGGCAUCACCCACAUUCCCCAAGAAUGGAUCGCCGCCUACGAUUUUAUCAUACGUGAUGGUGUACGCAUCCAAGUGGAACGUCAUUUGCGCGCUUGCAUUUGUAAACUGAAGCCAUGCAUACGUUUCUGUUGUGCUGCGGGUCAUUAUUAUGAUACGUUGCAGCGUACGUGCGUUGCCAUUGCAAGCGUCAUUGAUGCAAUUGUGACGAAUACCACCCAGUUGGAGCAUGAGCAACAUCAGAGCGCACUUUACGCUCUAACUGGCAUGGAUCAUCAUGAGGUGGCGGUGCGCGGCGGGAAUGGUAGUACACGAUUGGUGCGUACGGCGGAUCAUUUUAAUGUCAAUAUUGGUGUGCCGUGUGAGCGUAUGCGUUAUGUGCAGCGGGAUAAUCAAUUGGUGCAUUGGACAUUGUUUGAGAACGGCACAAUUGCUUACCGUCAUCAUUUCUUCUCCAAUUAUUACUGUUAUACACCACAUCAAGUGGAUAAUGUGACGUGGGAAUGGCAACCGUUAGCGUGCGUACCGAAGAAAUUACCGUUUGUCUUGGAUACCAAAGCAUGGACGUAUGCAAUUUGUUUGAUUUUGGCUGUCAUCUGCAUGUUUAUUAUACUCUUCGUCUACCUCUUCUGCACUGAUUUGCGAAACACGUUCUAUGGCGUCGCAAUCAAAGUCUACACGCUCUGCAUCAUCAUUGGAUACUCACUGAUGGCGCACUUAACGCUCACAGAUCCUGCGCAGUUCUCUCAAUGGUCCUGCAUCAAUAUACCCGCCUGCGUCAUCCUUUACGUGGUCUUGUCAUUCUACAUUUUGAGCUUUAUCAGCUUCAAUUUUUAUAUGCAUUUCCAUGGCAUAAUCAUGUCGAGAUUAAUGUUUUGGCUUAUAUUCUUUCCCAUUGCGCUGCUGACUGUGGGUUGGUCGAUUUUUGCCGCAAAUAAUGAUUAUGAUGGGAAACCGAUAUUUGGCGGCGACACCUGUUGGUUCGAUCCACGCAACUGGUCCAUCAUGGUCUACUAUUAUGCGCCCAUAUUUAUCGCAUGUGUGCUGUGCAUAUUCUUCUACAUACUCACGUUGAUUCACAUAAGCGAGAAGCGAGAUUUCAAUAUACGAAAAGCCACAGAAUCGCUCGAAGAGAAUCGUUUCAGAUCCUUUUGGAAAUUCUUUACCUACACCUUCGUCGUCUUCUUGGUCUGCGUAACAUCGUUCGCCAUUAAUUAUUAUCGCGAAGAAUGGACACACAUUAAUUAUGCCGUUUGUUUGUUUAUUGUUUUUCAUGGCUUCAGCGCUCUGUACGCUCUGAUUGGGCAAAAUCAUCAGGUGCAGAAUUUUUUGCGACGCAUUGAGGACGAUGUAAGUAGCGAUGAUGACGAGAUGACGGAGAGUGCUCUGCCGAUGUCAGGCUUUUAAGUGUUUCCUUAUCAACCCUUGGCCUUUGGCAACUGAGUCGCGUUGGAAUAUUUAUUAAUAUAGUCUUAGUGAAAAUAUGUAAUGUUGAUUUUUGUAUGUAAAAAAUAUUAAAUUGUAAUCUAUCUAUUUCAAUGUAGUAAAGUAAAGGACUUAGUCCUUGUGAUAAGUU